Drosophila biarmipes is the source of this 880-nucleotide messenger RNA. RefSeq lists its product as uncharacterized. Bases 157 to 627 code for a protein of 156 amino acids. Gene Ontology annotation, molecular function: nucleic acid binding. NCBI's taxonomy places the organism in Eukaryota, Metazoa, Arthropoda, Insecta, Diptera, Drosophilidae. The transcript has 2 exons. The record is from RefSeq and is a predicted model, not a curated record.
GAGGCCAAGGUACGAUGACUGGUCCUCAUGGCGCACUUGAAGCUUUCGAAGCUGGCGGGCGGCUAAGAUAGCUUGGUCAUGAUUGCUCUUCAUCGUGUGUGGUACCAUUUCGGUUCCUGACAAAAUCGUCCAUCAGAGCAGUUAAUACGAUUAACCAUGGAACGGUUUCGCACCACGUUUACUCUUAUUGACAACUCGCAUCCCCAGAGACGCCGUACGGUGCGUACAGAAGAAGCUAUUGCUACUGUAGAGCGUAGCAUUGAGGAAGACCCGAAUGAGUCCAUCCUCCAUCUAGCACAGGAACUGGAUCUGUGUCCAUUCACUUUAUGGAAGAUUUUGCGGAAGGAUCUUGGCUUGCGUGCUUACAAAAUCCAACUGGUGCAAGAAUUGAAGCCAAACGAUCACCAAGCAAGGCGUAGAUUCUUCGAAUGUGCCCAAAACGAGAUUGUCGUUGUUCCCGAUUUUCAUAAGCGAAUUUUGUUUAGCGAUGAAGCGCACUUCUGUUUGAAUGGCUACGUCAACAAACAAAACUACCGCGUUUGGAGUGAAGCUAAUCCUCAAGUGAGCUCUGGUUCCAACAAGACGGCGCAACAUGUCACACAGCUCGCGCCACUAUCUAUUUGUUGAAAGACACGUUUGGUGACCGCCUAAUUUCACGUUUUGGACCUGUAAAUUGGCCUCCAAGAUCUUGUGAUUUAACACCGCUAGACUACUUUCUGUGGGGCUAUGUAAAGUCAUUGGUCUAUGCUGAUAAGGCACAAACGCUUGACCAUUUGGAAGACAGCAUUCGCCGAUAUACGGCCGCAAAUGUUGGGAAAAGUCAUCGAAAAUUGAACGUCCAGAUUGGACUACAUCCGAGCCAGCCGUGGCGGUCAUAUGC